Molecule: messenger RNA, 787 nt
Organism: Cryptomeria japonica (Japanese cedar)
Lineage: Eukaryota; Viridiplantae; Streptophyta; Pinopsida; Cupressales; Cupressaceae
Product: copper transport protein ATX1
Exons: 2
Coding region: 117-443 (108 amino acids)
Molecular function (GO): metal ion binding
Source: RefSeq, a predicted model, not a curated record
UAUUUGAUACUUCCAAGUUUGUUUAUCAUGGCAGAGGUUUGCUCUGAACAUUAUGUGCAUAUAUCUUAAUUGGGUGUCUUUCAUUGAUCUUGGAUUUAAUAGGUUUAGAUGAAAUCAUGCAGGAGGAGAUGAGAACCAUUGUGAUGAAGGUUAAUAUUGAUUGCCAAGGAUGCCAUGACAGAAUGCAGAGAGCCCUUCUCAAAAUAGAUGGAAUGAAUGGGUUUCAAAUUGAAUCAAAUAAAGUGACUGCAAAUGUGAAAGGAAACACAGAUUCAGAUAAGAUCAUAAGGAGACUGUCACGCAAGACUGGAAAGAAUGUGCAAAAAUUGAAGGAAGAGAAGAAAUCAGAGGAAAAAUCUGCUAAUAAAGAACUAUACCCACAUGAUCAUGCCAAGUAUUUUACCUCGCUUAGUGAUGAGGAUGUGAAUUGCACCAUUAUGUGACUGCCAUACAUCUAAUUUGAUUCUUUUAUACAUCAAAUUUACGAUUUAUUCCUUUUCUAUGUAGCAAAUUAGAUUUUUUCACAAGUGGGUCAGGAACUUUUGUAUAUAGUUAUCUUUUUACUGUAAAUCAUGGAUAUUACCAUGAUUUGUAUAGUGAAGUUCCUCUUAUACUUCUUCUGUAUAUACAUAGGAGUCAAAAGUGAAAAAAUAUGUAGUUAUCCCUCUAUAUACAGGGUUGGUUUUUAGUCUUACUCCUCAACCACUUGGAUUUUUUUAAUGUGGUUCAGUGGGGAGAAGGCCAAUGGAAUGAAAAACAGAAAACUACACUGUAGAGUUUUCUUGAA